Aspergillus calidoustus is the source of this 1026-nucleotide messenger RNA. The record is from the annotation of a GenBank genome assembly. Lineage: Eukaryota; Fungi; Ascomycota; Eurotiomycetes; Eurotiales; Aspergillaceae.
AUGGCGCCCUCUUUCGAAGAGCCGACAUCUACCUACCUCGAGGCACCGACAAAGACCCCUCCAAAUCUCGUUGCGCCCGAGCCAGAACACUGUCCAGGGCCCGAAUCCGACCAAGCAGGCCAAGGCGACGCCUGCGCCGGCUGCCCAAACCAAUCCAUCUGCGCGUCCGCGCCAAAAGGCCCAGACCCCGACAUCCCCAUCAUAACCUCGCGCCUCGCCUCCGUCCGACACAAAAUCCUCGUCCUCUCCGGCAAAGGCGGCGUUGGCAAAUCGACCUUUUCCUCCCUCCUCGCGCACGGCUUCGCCUCGAACCCGGAUUCGACAGUUGGGAUUAUGGAUACGGAUAUUUGUGGACCGAGCAUUCCGAAGAUGAUGGGUGUUGAGUCGGAGACUAUCCACGUUAGCAAUGCGGGGUGGAGUCCCGUCUGGGUAUCUGAUAACUUGGGUGUGAUGAGCGUGCAAUUUAUGCUACCGAAUCGCGACGACGCGGUGAUCUGGCGGGGUCCGAAGAAGAAUGGGUUGAUCAAGCAAUUCCUCAAGGAUGUGGACUGGGGCGAGAUGGACUAUUUGAUUGUGGAUACGCCACCGGGGACCUCGGACGAGCAUCUCUCUGUGAACUCUCUGCUCAAGGAGAGUGGCGUCGACGGCGCUGUAGUCGUCACGACGCCGCAGGAAGUCUCCCUCCUCGAUGUCCGGAAGGAGAUUGACUUUUGCCGCAAGGCCGGGAUCCGCAUCCUGGGUCUCGUGGAGAAUAUGUCCGGGUUCGUCUGCCCGUCGUGUGAUCACGAGUCCAAGAUCUUCCGGGCGACGACCGGUGGUGGGAGACGCCUUGCGAAGAAAAUGGGCAUCCCUUUCCUCGGCGCCGUCCCGCUUGAUCCUAGGGUUGGAAUGGCGUGUGACUAUGGCGAGAGCUUUGUCGACAAUUUCCCUGAUAGCCCGGCGUCUGUGGCGAUUAAGCAGGUUGUAAGGGCUGUUGGGGAGCUGGUGGGUGAGGAUCCGAAGGAGGUUCUCCCGGAUGAUGAGUGA